AUGGCUUGGCCAGUUGUAGGCCACUGGCUGUUUCAACACGUUGCAAUCGUUGCACUCGUUGAAUUUCGAUCGAAGUGUCAGACGAUGUACUCCGAUGCAUUCGAUGAUGAAUGUCAUAUAUCAUAUUCCAGAUCCAGAUCAUCCAUGUUACAACAUACUCGCCCACGAAGAUUUAUUGAUCCACAAGAAUUACGAGAGAGAUUUCCAAGGGAUGAAGUAAAUGGUAAAUGCUCAUCAUCGGUAAAGCUUUUACCAGCCAGACGGAUCCACACAUGGCGGGGAUUGCCUCUUUGGGGUCAUCCCGCCAUGGAGCUUUUGGAAAUUGUCAAGGAUACGUUGCAAUAG
Messenger RNA from Sclerotinia sclerotiorum 1980 UF-70, 345 nucleotides. RefSeq lists its product as hypothetical. Bases 1 to 345 code for a protein of 114 amino acids. Lineage: Eukaryota; Fungi; Ascomycota; Leotiomycetes; Helotiales; Sclerotiniaceae. The record is from RefSeq and is a predicted model, not a curated record. The transcript is spliced from 2 exons.